UGCACAUUCGUACCGAUAGAUCAGUAUCACCGGCCUGCAUGACCUCGAGGUGGUGAGGGGCGGCACGCAUAGACGCAGCGGAUAUGGAAGCAUCAUUCUCGGCAGAUCGUCUCAAAGCAUUUCAUCACGCAUUGACUUGCCUCAGUAAGCUUGGAGAGGUGCUCAACUUUCAUAUCAGCAGAGGGCUUGUCCCGAUCGAGACAGAAGGCUCCACACACGGUGCAGGCAACGCCGAGACGGUACUGCAGACGUCUCUUCGCGUGUCUGCCAUCAAUUCGUCCUCGUCUGCCUUUUGCGCCUUUGUCUUCGCAGAGAGCUUCUUCGACCACAUCAGACUCAAACCUUCUUCUAGAUCAAGCGAGGCUCCCAAGAAGCUCGAGUGUCAGGUCAAUACUCGUUCCCUUCUUGCCAGCCUCAAGACCAGCAGCAGCCGCAAGCUCGACAAAUGCGAGUUCAGCAUCACAGACGGGCAGGAGUGCUACUUUGCAGUUCGCCUGCAUCAUCAAUUUGGUGUGACUAAGACACAUCGAUUGACUUACGAAGCGCAAGAAGCCCUCUACCCGUCUGCGAAUCCUGACAAUGCGUCCAUCAUCGUCGUAGGCGCAGAGGCAGUGCAGGAAUGGCUCCUUCACUUUGCCAUCACGGGCAGAGGUGCCGACAUUAGCUUCUGGUGUGAAGCUGACAGCUGCUCCGUCAGAAGCAAGAGCGACGAGUUCGAUGUCGGCAAGAAUCGCAGAUCAAUCCAGACGGAAGUAAAGGUGGAUCCAACUCAGUUCGACGUCUACCAGGUGUCUGGCGAGGUAUUCCUCAGCCUGCCCCUGAAGGAGUUCAGAGCUGCUGUGGCCUUUGCCGAGGCGAUAGGAUCGCAUCUGGAGCUGCACUUCUCAGCAGGGGGUGAGCCUCUCUUCAUCAAAAUCCUUGGUGACAGCUUGAGUGCCGAGGUGGUCAUCGCAACCACCGAUUCGAAGCCGGCGCCAAGAGAUGGUCAGCUUUCUGGAGCUACCGCUGCCUCCCAUACGUCGCCCAGUACUCAAAGAAGAGAUGACACACAUCUGAAUGUUGGCAAGGUCCCGCAGCCGACGAUACCCGGCCCUGGGGCAGACAUCUCGCCAGCUACCAAUGGGUUAGAGGAGACUACAGGCCAGACACCAAAAAUCGAACGUAUGGCAAAGCAGGGCCCUCCCCCUACGUUCCAGGCGGCUGUCCCGUCGCAGGAGCCUUCCACUGUCGUGGGUCCCCCAUUGAGACCCUCUCAAUUUCCCCAAGAAUCGACACCUCCAUCGGAAUCUCGGUCGCAUAACCGCAGAACUAUCCCGCAACCACCCCCUCCCAUGCAAGCACAAACACAGGAUGAGGAUUUCAGUACGAGCCUAUUCAGAGGCGGCCCCUCUGCCUCACAAGAACAACCUCCUCUCUCGCGAGCUUCCGCUCCCGCAAGUGCACGUAUCGUCGCCCCGCCCUCCGCAUCCUCCCGCCGUCGCCUUACCAGCGAGCCUCAUCUGUCUCUCGCACAGGACGGUGAUGAGGGGGACGAUACGUUCGAUUGCGGGGACGGCAUCGACUAUGGAGGGGCUCUGGACGAGAUGGAGCGGGACAUUGAGGCUGGUCAUCUUGUUGUACAUGGCUCGCAGGCAUUCAAGAGUAGCCAAGCAGCUGCGCCAGAAAAGAGCGAAGCGAAGCGGAUAUCGCUCGAGCAACGAGACGAUUCACCGGGAGAUGAAACGGCCGGUGAUGAGGCUUCCGCGGUAGAACCAGCAGCAGCAGAAGCGGGAGAGGAGAGCACGACCAUGGACGAGUCUAUUGCGCAAUACGAAGCAGGCUCGGACGAUCGUGGGCAGGCAGGCGAGAGCAUUCAGCAGGAGGCGGUCGAGGAGGAAGAGCUGCCCCCGACGCAGGCUCCCCGUGCGGCAGCUGGAGAUGCAGGUCUGACCGAUGGAGAUCGCAUCAGGUCCGCCGCUGAAGAGGAGGAGUCGCUGCCUCGCAAAAAGAAGUUCAGGCCGAUGAACUUCUGACAGAGAGGCGUAUCACUAUGUCGCUGCGGGUCGUGGGUAUGGUCCGACUAUCAUUGAGGGUCGUAAUAGGGUCGUAAUAAUAUGUAAUUGUACAAAGACUGAGCAAUGUCGAUUGCUGCAUGGGGUAUGUCGUCUGCUUUCUUACCGCGUGCCCAUUGAUCUACUCGAAUGUGCGGCUCAUUCUUACAGUUCGUCCGCCUCUUCCAGCCCUUCGUCCAUCGCUGUAGCUCUCCGUUCCUUUCGACUCCUCCCGCUCCUUCCACCCGAGGAUCGUCCACCGUCCGAACUCCCAGCAGUACCGCCUCUACCACCGUCACUGACCUGCUCAUUGCCGAGGUAGCGUCUCUCCCUGUAGCUCAUCUUCUUCGGUGAGAUCUGACUGCUCGGCGAGCCCCACACGUCCACAUCUUCUUGCACUGCCUCAUCUCCUUCC
Molecule: messenger RNA, 2445 nt
Organism: Microstroma glucosiphilum
Lineage: Eukaryota; Fungi; Basidiomycota; Exobasidiomycetes; Microstromatales; Microstromataceae
Exons: 2
Coding region: 84-2012 (642 amino acids)
Biological process (GO): mitotic intra-S DNA damage checkpoint signaling; cellular response to ionizing radiation; DNA repair
Cellular component (GO): checkpoint clamp complex
Source: RefSeq, a predicted model, not a curated record